AUGUCUAAUUUUUUUUUAAAUAAAAGUAUUUUUGAAGAAACUCAUAAAGAAAAUACACAAUUGCAAACUAAUCUUUCUGGUUUGCAAUUUCAAUAUUUAGAAGAAAAUAAUAAUUUAUCUUUAUUAGAUAAUUUAGAAAAUUUUGAAAUUUUAGAAAAUAAUCCUUUAGAAAAUGAAAUUUGGACUGAAGAAGAAAUUACUAAAUUUAAAAUAUUAUAUCAAAAUACAAAAGAUUUUUUAGAAAAACCUGAUGAUAGUGAUCAAAAAUUAGAAGAAGAAAUUAAUUUAACACAAAAUGAUGAAUUUAAAAAAUUGUUUGAUAAUGGAUGUUGUGAAAAAAAUUGUUUACAACAGUAUGAUUAUUCUGUAGUUUUGUUAAGACAUUUAAAUUUUAAAAAUCUUUCUAAAUCUUUUCAAGAUAUGUUUUUACUAGGUAUAAUUUCUGCUACUAAACGUCCAGAAAUAGUUCGAAAUUCAAAAAAAACUAAGCUUUCAACAGAAUAUACUUUUGAAGGAAAAUCAAUUUGUUUAAAUGCUUUUAAAAUAAUUUAUGAACUUGGAGAUAAAAGAUGGAAAAAUUUAAGAGAACAUUUUAUUAAAAAUGAUAUCAAUUUAAGAAAAGAUUUAAAAACUGGAAAAAUAGGAAAUCGAACAAUAUCAUUUGAAAUUGUACUUAAAAUUAUUACUUUUAUAGCAAAUUAUGCAAAACAAAAUG
Molecule: messenger RNA, 715 nt
Organism: Scutellospora calospora
Lineage: Eukaryota; Fungi; Glomeromycota; Glomeromycetes; Diversisporales; Gigasporaceae
Source: the annotation of a GenBank genome assembly